GUGCUGCUGGGGAGGAGGAAGUGCAUCAACCUUGUGCACUGCUGAGUCCUCGUUCCCUUAACUCAAGGUUCCGGUCCAUCGCAGGCCCCCUGCCCAGCCCCGCCCGUCGCCGCCGCCGCCGCCUCCUCCCCGCAGCCGGGCGGGCGCCAUGGCGGCUACUGCGGCGGCGGCGGCGACGACCGCGGGGGACUGCGCGAUGAAGCCGCUGCAGAGCGCCAUGAAGCUGGCCCACGGAGCCAUCGAACUAGAUGCUGGCAAUCAGCCCUUGGAGGCUUACCUGGAAUACCUGAAGAGCAUCCACUACAUUUCCCAGGUGCUGCUGGAAGAAGCAGGGACUACAAAAGACGGGGGUGACACUGUGACUUCAGAUACUCCAAAGAUGCUGAAGCUGGCUGAGCAGUGUUUGGAAAGGGCCAAGUCAACAGCUGCCAAACUGGGGACAACCCAACUGAAACCAACCAUCCCAAUGGCUCUUCCAGGCCACAACCCAGCUAGCCGACAUCGCAGGGUAUAUUCAGAUGAGGGAGGAAAGCUGUGUCCCUUUCUACCCCCUGAAAUCUUCCAGAAGCUGCAGGUGGUUGAGGCACAAAGUUCUAAGAAGGAACUGACCCCUCUGGAAGAGGCUUCAUUACAGAAUCAGAAGCUGAAGGCCUCCUAUGAGGCCCGGAUGGCCCGGCUGAAUCCCAGCCAGGCAGUACAGAAGACAUCUUUGACUCUGUCCCUGCAGCGGCAAAUGAUGGAGAAUUUGGUGAUUGCCAAAGCCCGGGAGGAGACACUACAAAGAAAGAUGGAGGAGCGCAGGCUGCGGCUGCAGGAAGCUGCUAACAGGAGGUUCUGUAGCCGUGUAACCCUGACUCCGGAAGAGCAGGAGCAGCGGGCCCUCUAUGCUGCCAUCUUGGAGUAUGAGCAAGACCACGAUUGGCCGAAGCACUGGAAAGCCAAACUGAAGAGAAACCCCAACGACCUCUCCCUGGUGACCAGCCUGGUCUGCCACCUCCUCAGUUUCCCCGAUCACCCGGUCUCCCAGCUGCUGAAGAAGCUACAGUGUGCUGUGUACAACAGGCUGUACCCCAUUAUCAGCAAGCAUGCUGCCGACUCUAAGACCAGCCUGGGCUGCGCUUCCCUUUCCCUGGACACUGAGGGGCUGCUGGCCCCCGGCAGUCGGAGGCUUCGCGCUUCCCAGAGCCUCUACUGCAUGUUCACCCACCCUGAGCCCGUCAGGCUGAACCAGGAAAACUCCCCAGCUGCCCUCCCCGCCCCCCUGCCGCCUCCUGGCCCCCCGGACAGAGAGACGGAAGGCAGCUCCGCCGGCUCCCCUUCGCCCGGUCUGCUGGACAAGGACAGCUCCUUUGAGGACCUGGAGCAUCUCUUAGCAGCUCCGGACACUUGGGCUCGAGGGCCCGGGGGGCUCACGGGGUCACAGACCCCCGGCAAGAAGCCGCCGACGUUGCCAGAGCAGCUGAAGAGCAUUGUAAAGGAUGUGCACAAUGCUGUCGACAGAUUGCUUUCCCUUACCCUCCUGGCAUUUGAAGGCUUAAACACAGCUGCCUCCAAGGAUCGAUGUCUGGCCUGCAUUGAGGAGCCUUUCUUCUCCCCGCUGUGGGCACCUCUGCUGGCUCUCUACAGGAUUGUCUAUCAAGCCCGAGAAACGGCCCUCAGAAGGAGUAUGGAGCUCUGUGGAAAUAUGCCUCCCUCUGCCCUGGGCAUUGCCUCCAAGCUCUUCCCCCAGGAGUCAGGGCUCCGAGGGUCGGCUUCCUACCCUUACCGUACCGCAGUCCAAGAGCUGGGGCUGAUGGUUCUGGAGAGCUGUCCUCAGAAGAAGCUGGAGUGCAUUGUUCGAGCUCUUCGCACAAUCUGUGAGUGCGCCGAGGAAUACUGCGGGGCCAGGGAGUCGCGCCUGCAGCCCAGCACCAUGGCCAUUGGUGCUGAUGAUCUGUUACCCAUCCUGUCUUAUGUGGUGUUGAAGAGUAACCUCCCCCAGCUGGUGUCUGAGUGUGCAGCCCUGGAGGAAUUCAUCCACGAGGGGUAUCUGAUUGGAGAAGAAGGCUACUGUCUGACCUCCCUGCAGAGUGCCCUGAGCUAUGUGGAGCUGCUGCCACGGGGGGCUUUGGUGAAAUAGCGGGAAGGAAGGAGGCGCUACCUUAGUCCCGCCGGUCCAUGGAGGAGGAUGGAUCAGCCAUCCCUGGGAGAUCCCUGAAGACCUGCAGCCAUCCACUCCUCCCCCCCACUUCUUCCUGGAGGGAGCCCAGCCACCCCUAGAGACAGAGCUGAGAGACCUCCACCUCCAAGGCCGAGCUUGCCCGUGGCAGGCAGCUGGAGAGCGCUCUCCUAGCUUUAUUUAUCUUCGAGUUCUCCUAACCUCUGUGUACCAGAAGCAGCAGAACAUUUGGGAAAUGGGCACAAACCUUUAAAAAUGUGAUUUCUGCCCUUCCUCUCUUAGGCUUUUUAGCUCCUCCUCGAAUCUGCCCGCACCAGAGGCAACUAGUGACAAGAUUGGUGUCCCCAAACCAGCUUUCCCCAGAGCCCUGGGCAUCUGCUUUCCCUUCUACAAGACUAGGGAUGGGGAGGGGGCCUUCAACAGUCGGGGUACUCCUGAACCUCCCGAGAUGAGCCCCUGGCUGCUUGCACUUGCUUCUGUGAAUGCAGCUGUAGGCAUUAAGUGAGGCAGCUAGAAAGUCUUCCUGUCGGUCCCCGGGCUGCCCCGGUGGCUGGUUCCCUUAGUCAUUGCUGUGACCCUCUCCCCUACGUCAAGGCUGCCUCCCUAGCUCCCCGCUGUCCGGCUUGUCCUGAAAGAGCGGCUCUGUUUUUAAUUGCUAACGUGGAGGCCAAAGGCCUUGAGGUUGGCGUGGCAAGCUCCAUGCCCGUCCCCUCUGAGCGGGGCCCUGGGGGACAUUUCGCCCACCCCCAAGGUGGCUCCAUCAGAGCCUAAGAGGUCGUGUGUCCUCAAGGAGGGCAGAGCUGGGGAGAACAAAUGCUGAACAGGAGCACCCCCGAGCAGAGGAAAGGGUGAGGGGCCUAUCUAAGAAAACUGAAGGAAGAAAUGAGUCAGCAAGCUAGAGGGAAGGCCAUACCCAACACCCAGCCGGGAGGGGCUCUCGACCCCCUGGACCAGGGUGAGCUCGGUGCGGAGGAUGGGCUCCAAAGCAAGCAGUGGAGCUGGCACUGGCAAAGGGGCUGCCUUGCCUGCAGCCUGUGCCCAUAUCCAUCUUGCCAACAGCUCUAAGCCCUGGAUGCCCGACUAGAGCAGUGGUGGCCCUCCAAACUCAGGCUGUGAGGUGGUUUUCCAACCCCUUCCCAAGAGAAGAAUCGCGAGGUCCUGGCCUGGGAAGUCCCAGCCUGAGCUGCUUUAGAGAGUGCUCUCAGAAAAGAGCAGGCCCAGAAUCAAAUGUCUGAUUAUAGUCAGUGGACAGGAAGCUGCCACGUUCCUUAGAAUCAUCUCCUGCCCCUCUCCUCCACAGAGCCCGAAUGCAAAGGGAAGGGAGUUCUUUGCAGACCCCCAAGCUUUGGUGCUAGGCAGGGCGCACCCUGCUAUGGGGAAGGGGGGCAGGCUUGGGAACAUAGGGGGCUGCGCUUUCCAGGCUGAGCACAGCAGGACCGCUGUUGGGGUUUAACAUUCACUGAGGACUCCUCGGUGAGAUCUCUGGUGAGGGGCUGCGGCCCUCCUUGGAGAUGGAUUUCUUCUAAGAAACCAAGGAGCAGAGGGAUGUAGGCUUCUGGGCUUUGGUUUUUUCCUCCCCUUGUGACUGGUUAUACUAACACUGUAUUGUAGUUCUUUAUGGGGCCAGACUGUCCUAGAGCUCCUCCUAGAAAGGUCCGCGAUUUUUAAGCUAUUUUGAGAUAGAAACAAUUGUACUAUAUUUAUUUAUUUAUUUGUUCAGUGUGCCUUGCUAUCCCCUAGAAUUCAUCUGGGAGAGCCUGGGAUGAUUGCUCUCCGUGUCUUAGGGAUGCUGAGGCUUAUCUUAGGCUGCUCUCUCCCUUCCCCAGCCUCCCUCCCCUUCACAAAGGAAGCUCUCCAGGACCUCAUGUUUCUCAGAGAGCCCCUGCUCGCACUCGUGGCCUGGGCCUUGCCAGUGGCGGAGCUGGUCUGGUUCUCUCCUGAGCCAGGACUCUCUCCUGGACCCAGGCUUUUCACUUCAAAUUAGGGUCCCCCCCCUUGACUUUCCUUGUGUUCACUCCUAGGUCAAUGUGAAUCCUUUGAUGUCCUAUGGGCAAAAGCUAAUUCCCUCCCAUUCUCUUUGGAAAGGGCCCUGAAGGGGCCCUGGGUGGGACAGACUCCACCUUGACUUUGACCCCGUGUACCUGGACUGUGAUAAUGUGUCAGAAAGACAGGCCCGGAGGCUUGGGAAAUAAACAGGUCACUACUA
Messenger RNA from Antechinus flavipes (yellow-footed antechinus), 4364 nucleotides. It is a transcript of the gene VPS9D1, whose product is annotated as VPS9 domain containing 1. Gene Ontology annotation, cellular component: cytosol; endocytic vesicle. NCBI's taxonomy places the organism in Eukaryota, Metazoa, Chordata, Mammalia, Dasyuromorphia, Dasyuridae. The record is from RefSeq and is a predicted model, not a curated record. Gene Ontology annotation, molecular function: small GTPase binding; guanyl-nucleotide exchange factor activity. The coding region runs from base 149 to 2119 and encodes 656 amino acids. Gene Ontology annotation, biological process: vesicle-mediated transport. The transcript is spliced from 15 exons.